AGUGCAGGUGUCUGAGUGGUAGCGAGUAGUUGGCUGACGCUCUUCUCUUUAUUUUAGGAUACGGGGAUAUUGAAGUCUGCAAGCGUUAGCAAAGGAAGCAUCCACUUGCCUUGUGAGAGUUCGGAUAUUUGUGCAGUGGACAAGCCAUCCCAGGAUAACAGGACUGCAGUGAAUUUAGAUUUACAGUGCUAUGUUCAUUGUGAUGUGUUCUUUGCAAAGUGAUCUUUAAUGAUGUGUGUUAAGCUGAAAGUGUAUAAAGUGCAUUGCAAGUAAUAAAAAGUGUGAUUAUAGAAAACAAUGGUGUUCCAUUUUGUUGAAGAAAGGGUCCUUGGGCCUUUCCAUGUGCAUGUAAAUCAUCUUUCAUCUUGAGCGUUGCCUCAGUUCUAUUUUUGAAAAAUGGGCUAUAAGUGUGUGAUUGCAUUGGGGGUUCUGGCUGCAGGAUGUAUUUACCAAGCUCUUGCCUACCCCAUACCACAAGAAGCGCUGGGACGUGAGAGCAGCUGGACCAACAGGGAGUACCUUCACGCGGCCUUGGGCGUGGCGGCGCUCCUCUCCUCCGUCACCACCAUCCUCGCCUGCGUCUGCUGCAAACGCGCCGCCGGAUUCAAGGAGCUGGGUUCUGUGUCGUCACGUAUAGAGGGCAGCACCAGCACAAUCAACCAUGGCCCCAGAGAGGAGUUUACUCUGUUCCCUCCCGCUGGGAUUUCUCAACUAUCCGUCUCCACCACGCAGAUCAAUUUCGAGCCCUUGCCUGACAUCCGGCCUCGCUCCGGCUCGCGGCGGGAGCACCAGAUCACCGACAAGACGCUUCCGGCCUCCUUCCCGGCCCGGCUCUCGACGGGCCUCCCGACGGACGAGUGGUUCGCUGAGCCACACCAGAACUUCCCGCGUAACCAGUUGCAGUACGUCAAGGAGAUUGGCAAGGGCUGGUUCGGCCAUGUGCUGGAAGGCCGGGCGACGGGCAUCUUCAGUGACCACACGAAGGGAGAGUCGCCACAUGCAUCCACGGUGCGGCCCAAUACCCUGUACCGGGGCCAGACGCCGGUGGCGGUCAAGGUGUUGCGGGAGGACGCCACACCCACAGAGCAGAUGUACUUCUUGCACGAGCUGCGUCCGUACCGCCAGCUCUCGCACCCCAACCUGCUGAAGGUCCUGGCGCACUGCCUCGAGGCCGAGCCCUUUCUCAUCCUGCUCCAGCUUUGCCCGAAGGGUGACCUGAAGGCUGUGGUCCGUCAAGAAAAGAACUUGACAGAAGCAACAUUAUUGCGCAUGACCCUCAAUGUUGCAGCAGGUCUCAUGCACAUGCAUGCGCACUCCUUUAUUCACACAGACCUUGCUGCCAGAAAUUGCCUGGUUGAUGAGGAUUAUACAGUCAAGUUAGGUGACUAUGGCUGUAAUAUUGAUUAUUAUAAGAAUGAAUAUUACUGUACUGGUGAAGUGGCACUGCCUCUCAGGUGGUGUGCCCCAGAAACCUUAAAGUGCACUGACACAACUAUAGAGACAAAGGAGGUCACAAAGCCAGCAAAUGUAUGGAGUUUUGGAAUAAUAAUGUGGGAAAUCGCAAGUCGAGGAAUGUUGCCAUACACACACCUCGAUGAUGACCAUGUCAUCCAGCAAGUCAUUGUCGAUGAGUCUUGCAUACUUGAGCCUCCAAAGGCAGUUCAACUCCAUGCUGAGAAAAUAUACAAUAUAAUGAAACUUUGCUGGGGCUCAGAAAGUUUCAGACCUUCCAUGACCCACAUCCACUCUCUGUUAAUGCACUUGUGGGACAAUUUAUCCGUGGUACCACAUGACACAGCAUUGAUGAAUGAUUUUGAAUUGCGUUGGAAUCAGCUUCAGCAACAGAGGCCUCAAGAUCAUAGCAUUGUCCAUGCUGGUAAUACAACUGACCUUAGAUUUGACAGUGACUUCAGCUUAUCCAAUCGACAGCAACUUGGAGGAGCCAUGUCCCCCAGCUUACAAAACCUCCAUGGCUCCGUAGAAGAUCUUGAUGCUAAGAUGGCUGCCAAGUUUGGGUCAGCACUCCCCUCUUGGUUGGGAAUGGAGCCAGGGCAACCAAUGGACAGCCUCACACGAGAGAUCACUGAUGCUAUACUAAAGCUGGACGAUUACUUGGCAGGAGAAAAGUCUGAGCCAAGUACCACAGAAGCAUCUCCAGAGAAAGGGGGAGUAAACUUCAAAUUUGGCAAAGACUCUUUUGUGUCUAAUCCUCCAAACUCAAAGUUGGUGCGAUCCAGUACACUGUCUGUAGAGGAAGGGAGUGGACAUCCCAGCCUGGCCAGAACUUUGUCAGAUGGUGAGGAUGAGGGGUUCACCAUGAGAUUAGAACAAGGCGAGUUUUCAGAGAUGGUUCGCUUGAAAAGCCAGAGUGUCCAAGACUUUAUGAAGUUGACAGUAGUAGAUGAUGGAAGUGAUUCAGACAAUGCUAGUCAACGAAAUUCUUUAGCAUUUGAACCUGUUAAGAAACCUCUUGCACAAGAGAAAUCUUAUUCUAGUGAAGGUAAUAUCAGGGAAGCUCUCAGGGAUGAUAAGUUUAUGGGAGAAAUAGAAAGAUUGCAAGCUGAACAUAGAUACUCAAUUAUCACAGAAGCAAGCAGAGAAAAUGCAUCAUCAAUAGAAUAUAGAAAUCAUGACUUUGGCUUUGAUAAAACACUAAAUGAUUCAGAUACAGUUGAGAACUCUGAAGAUGGAUCUACAGACAAGCUGGCAACAAGUGUUGAAUCAGAUAAUUCAAAUAAUUUUAAUAACAGACACCAAAGUGAAGCCGAUCCUUUUUUAGGUGAAGUUAUCUCCUCUGAAGAUACAGAGGAGAAGAUAGGAUUAAGUAAAGAAGCAGAGGAAAGUCACUCUUCAGAAGUGUAUGAUGCCUCACCAGAGCAAAAGCCACUGCCAGCCUCUCCAGAUUGUGUUGUCUCUUCACGUGAACCUAAACCAGUGGCACUACCUGACAUUGUAGUCCAUGAUGCCUCUGUAAAACUAAGCACACCAAGUCCACCCCCAGUGGAAAGCCCACCAAAAGUUAUGAAUAGCAACCAACCAAGAGAGUUUCGCUUUGUAUUCGAUGAAGAGGAAAAUGCUAUUUCAUGUGCAUCAGAUCCUACUUAUGAAAAUAAUGGUGAUGCCCAGACACAGAAGGAUUCUGUGGUUUUCAGUGACAAUAUUAAAAAGGUUGAAGUGAAUGAUAUGGAUAAUGGCUGGAUGUUGGAAAAAAUUAGGACUGACAACCAAAGGGAUGAGGACAGCAGCAAUAAGGAUCCUGCCUUGAACAGUCAGAGAUCAGCAGUCCAAACUGGGGAGGUAUCCUGUAGAUCUGCAGAAUUAAACAAGUUUCUUGAUUAUGUACAGGAAAAGUCCAGACAGAGAUUGACCAGCACACCACUGAAAAAGGAUGAAGAUGACACUGGAGAGAGGGGGACAGGGGAUGAAAAGAUGGGUUCUUCGCCAUUUACAGAUGGGUUCAGUGUCCAUGAUACAAGUUAUGAAGGAGAUCAAGAAAUGUCUAGCAGUGUAAUUGCUGUUGACAAGGAUAAUACUGAUGUCAAGCAACGGUUAGUAUUUGGAUUUAACAAGGAUGAAAUGAAGGAUGCUGACAAUGAACAGAAAAAUGACCAUUCCUGUAAUGAGAGAAAGGAUAAAAAAACAGCACCUGAAAUUCCCAGCUAUAAACCAGAAGAAAUUGUUGAAGGAGAAGAGGUAGUUAUAGGAGCUUUGGAACACUAUUCUUUAGAACUAUACAGGGCCAUCAAAUCCCCUGAAUCCACUGAAUGUAAAGAAGAAAACACCCAGCCAUCAGCUGUUCCAAGAGAAGUUCACCCAGCAGACAACAAGAAUAAUGAGAAAGACUUGGCUGGGAUUGAAUUUGAUUUAGAACAAUGGGAUAGAUUCCUAGGUAGUACAAUGAAUGAAGAUUUAGUGAACUCAGAUACAGUUUUCAAGGAAAUUUCAAAUGAUAAAACAAAUAUAAAGAGUGACAUAGCAAGUGAUAUAUUAGGAAGCACAUUUGAUAGGAGUGAAAAUGUGAUAGUGAACAAAGCAGAAUAUCCUGGUCUCUCAGAUUUAAGACAGGAUCUCAGUAGUACAUUUGAGCAUAGUACAUGUAAUGAGAUUUCUGACAUUAUGAAGCACAAUGAAAGUGAAAUAUCAGAUGUUGAUUCUCAUCGUCCAAAGGUUGAUACGGACAUAUUUUUCAGUUCAGAUUCAAGCUCAUCUCUUACGAAACACUCUGAUGCUUUGGUACAAAAGGUUUCCUCAGAAUUUCAUGAACCAUUUCGCACUGCCAGCAUGGAAUCCUCUUUAUGUGACAGGAACCAGAUUAUGAAGUUUAGUGAUGAAUCUUACCUAACUGCCGAAUCCAGACCAGUGACAAGAGAACUGUAUACGUCAGCUGAAGUGUCUGAUCUCUACAAAACUGCAACUCUGCUUUCUGAUGAGGAACUAAAGCAAACUCCUUUCCCAGAUGUAAACUCAUUGAACCAAAGAGAGUGGAGUUCUUCAGAAGGCAGUAAGAUUGAUGAAACCUGUUCUGUUGGCAAUUCAUAUGUUAUUAUUGACACCCCCUCAGAUUCUUAUACCUAUAAGAGGGAAGAUUCAGUUGACUGCACAUUUGAGGUAAUGGACCAUAAUGAGAUUAAUCAAUUAGUAAAACAAAGUAAAGACAUAAAGGAAACAUUUGGCAGAGAAUGUGAAAUAGCAGAUUCAUCAACAGUUUCAUCAUGCCAGUUGCCUGAAAUUCAGAGCUCUGAUGAGAAAAGUGUUGUCAGAUCAGAUACGAGUGAUUCAGUUCAUGACUUCAUUGUAGAAAAAGACAAGGCAAUACACAAUGAUGGAAAAAUAAAAACAGGACUUGGAUUCCAGAUAUCAUCUGCAGAAGAAAAGGGGCUCGGUGCAAAAUCUGCCACAACAGACUUAGAAAACCAUAAAUUAGUAAACCUAAAUGGUGAUGUGCUUAAACUCAAAACUUUUGAUUUAGAUUCUGAAGUGAAUUUAAUUAAAGAAGAGGAUGACCUUUCGCCAAGUGCUUACCAAUAUAGGAUAAGAGGUGAUGACUGUUGGUCAUCACAAGAGAGUCAAGAUUCUGCAGUAGAGAAUGAUGAAGCAGAAAAUGGGGACUUCUGGCAGCAGCAGAUGGUUGCCUGGCAAGAGGCAGCAUUUCAGACAAGGCAGCUGCUCCAAGAAGCAGCUGAUGGCAAUAGUACCUUUGAUGGAAAACUCAAAGGUUCACAGGAAGAUCUGGAAGCAAGCCCUCGCAGUGACACGUCUUCCACCAAGAGUCCUUACUCCUCAACUGAUUUGCUAAAUCUUGAUGAUGAGGGAACAUACGUUUCAUACAACACAACAGAUGAUGAGGAGGUACUUGGAUACAAACCAGAAGACAUAAAUGCUCUCAGGGCUGAGUUGAACUUGAAGCUCGGUGGUGUGCAGGAAAAGGAGGAAAUGGAACCUGAAGAACCUGAUGAUAUCCCAUCUGGGGAACGUGACAAUGUUGUUAUCAACUACAGAGGUAUCAUCACCACCACUUUAUCUCCUAUAAAAGAAGAGAGCUUCCUUGAGGACUAUGAUUCACCAGCAAGAAGACUCAGCAAUAAGAGCAUCACAGAAGAUCCUAGCAUUGAGUUCCAUGAAUCAGUUUCAGAAAGUUUAUGUUUGGAUGGUUCCAAAAAAUUAGAUGGCACUUUUGUUAUACAUGAAGCUGUCAGUGAAGAGACAGUAAAUAAAAUGGAGCCUGGAUUAAGUGAGCUAGCUUUCUCUGGGGAUUUUGAGGAUGGUAUUAUAGUUGCAGAAGAGGAAUCAAAGGACAAAUCCAAAACCCUUGAUUCCUCUUCUGAUACUGUUGAUAGAUUACAUAUUAGUAGUUCUCUAGAUAUUUGUAGUCAAGCAAAGGUUGAUAGUUUAACAGAAAAUAUACAUGAUAGUUUGAUAUUAGAAGACCUAGAAGAGGAGUCUGGUCCGUCUUCUAUACAAAUAUACAAUUCAAAAAAUGAUGGUGAUGGUGAAGAUGUUCUGGUGGUUGACACAGAAACAAAUCAGGCUACAAUAGUUGAAGGUGGAAAGCCUAGAAGUCAUCUUGCCUUCAUAAUUGACCAAGUGGAGGAGCCAGAAGUAACAGACAUUCAGAUUUUUGCCUAUGAAGAUUCUGAUGAUGUUGCUCCAGAGUCUAUUCCAUCUAUUGGGGGUUCAAGGUUUGAUGAAAUGCGGUAUCGUGAGAAGUGUUUAAGAGAGGAUCAGUCUACUGAUAAGCCUACUGAUAUUGUUGAGGGAGGUACAUUUGAAAUUGACACAGAAUCUAAACCUGAAAUUGCAUUCGUCUUGACAGGAACAUUAGGAUCUGAGGAAAAUCUUGAGAGAAGAAAAGAACCAAAUGAACUUGAGAAUUCUCCUCAGGGAAUUCUGGUUCCUCACUACCAUUCAUAUUUUACAUCUGCACUAAGCAGCAUAUCGCAUCCUAAUGCCAGCAUUGAGGACCCACCCCUUUUUGAACAAGUGGAACACAUCUCACUUCCUUAUGAUGUCAAUUACCCAGCUGCUGGUGAAAAUGUAGAUUUCAGUGACAAGGAAGAGGAGGAUUCAAGACCUAGUGGAGUCUCUGGAAAGGAGAUAAACAGCAACAAAGCUAAAGAGGAAGAAGAGGCAGAAGCGCCCAUUAAACUGAGCUUCCUUGGACGCCUCUAUUCAGAUGAGUCAGAAGAGAGCAACGAGAAGAAUAUAAAGUCACACAAAGCAAGAGAAGCCACUCUUCUCUCAGACUCCGAGAGUGAGGAGGAGGCUGAGCAGCCAGUAGCACGCCCCAAGACUCCGGAGCCAGGGGACCUCAACCAGAUGACAUCAGCAGAAAUGUUAGCCUCCAAAAAGUAUCAGACUGGGAACUUGGAACUGACGAGUUCAUAGCUGACGACACGGGUGAAUGGAGGAUUAUGUUUAUCGUAAACCCAUUAGACCUGCGCCGCCACCUCCAAUAUACAGCCUGGGAUCGGUGUCUUAUGACGACACCGCAGAUGGAUUUCUUGUAGAUAAUGGGGAGUUCUUCAUUCGCUCAUCAGCAUCACCCUUCACUUUCACAAGCUCCUCCUUUUCUGCUUCUGAUUUCUUCACUGCAAGUCAUCCCUCAGAGUAUGAUGUGAUUUUUGGUAGCUCCUCUCAGAAUACAGCCUUGAGUGAUGCACUACCAACAGAACUGUUAGACACAGUGGUUAGCAAAGCGAAUGGAGUGUUCAGUGACCCACAGGAGGCAGGGGAUCCCUCCCUGAGUGAUGAUCCUAAUCAGUCUUCCCCAACGAACACUGUCCUUGGCCAGCUGAGACACACGAGGGAUAAACUUCGUUUAGAAAUCCCCACCAUAUCAGUAGCUAGUGCCACAGCUGAGGAUGCUGUGUUUCCUGUAGAAAAUGGUGAAAAUAGUGUAAAGAGGCAUAAUGGUCAGGAUAUAACCACACCAGGAAUCAACCUUGGGAGACCUGAACCAGAAGUGAGUGAAGUUUAAUUUAAAAAGAAAAGUAUAUUCUCUUAAUGAAAUGUAAAAUACGGCUGAAUACAAAAGACAUCACAGAAAUCAACAAGUCUAUGUUCUAUUGUAUUUACAUGUUUCUCAGGACUUUGAAUGAAAGGAGAAGGAUGGAUUGAAAGUAGCUGGUGCUGUAGCAAGCCACAUUAUUAAAUGACCUGUAAGACAUCCUACAUAAAACUGUAGCAGAAUUCAUACCAUGUGAUUUAUUUAUUGUAAAUAUUAGAAUGGCUUCAAUUUAUUUUCAGCUGAACUAGUAUUUAGUGGUGCUCUUAGACAGACAAUCAUCUUGUUCAAAUCAAAUUAAUAUGUUUGCAUGACUUUUGAAGAGAGUAAUGAGUUUCAAGAAAUUUUCUAGUUGUCCUCUUGAUUUAGCAUUGCUGUUUUAUGAAUUUUGCAACAGUUCAGUUAUAGUCCUUUAACUUCUUGUUUCCUGAAGAAGGAAGGACACACAUUCUUGUUCUAAAGACAAUUAAAAAAAGUAAUUUAUAUAUAUGUACAGUAUAAUGAUGAGUGUGAUGUAAAUAUAAUGUGAAAAGUGAAAGAUUUUUCUAUCAAAAUAGUGAUAUUAGUGACUAACUUGCCAAUUUUGAACAGGAUAGUAAUUUGCUGUAGGAUUAUGUUCAGUGCAACGAAGAAUGAAAAUCCUUAUAGCAUUGCUUAAAUUUCAAAUUGGGGGUGAUGUCACACACAAAGCACAACCAGUGCCUAUGUCGUGUCUUAGGGAAAACAAAGCUGCCGUCCACAAUGCCUGUUGUACCUUUCCCUCAAGAUUUGUAUAAAGAUGAAAGUUAAAUGUGCAUCAUGUAGAAUCCAUAUAGUGACUCUGCUGACCUAAUUCCAUAAACAUCAGAAACUUAGUCUUAAAAUGAUAAACACCAUCUGCACGUUUUGCUAACUGUAUACACUUGUGUUCAGUUCAGUACACAGUAAUUUACACAUAUCGUAGUGUAUAGCUUUUUAUGCUCAUGAUGUUAAAAAAUGUCAGUGAAUGAUAACAAAAUAUUUGUAGUAUUGUGAAAGUACCUAUUGUGUACUUAAGUAACCAAGAUAACAUGUCUUCUGAUUUUGGUAAAAACUCUUACUUCUGUACCAAAGAUAUAAAGAGACUGGCAACAGUUCUCAAGACUUCCAAAAUAUAUACAUAUACAGAUAGGCCAUGAUAGGCCAAUUUCCUAGUGCUUUGCAGCCUUGUAAUUAGAUUUGUCAUUCAAGUGCUCAGUAUAGUCUUAUGAGCUAUUUUAAAUUUAGGCUCCUAUGUAUUAAUAUUACUUGCACAAAUGUAAAGCAAUAUAAUUCAUCUCUUGAUUUUGCUCUCCAUCUUUUGGAUUAUAUUGUAUGUUUGAUCUUCUCAUUUGUCAUAUUGCUAUUUGUCAGAAUUUGAAGGAAAUAAGUUGAAUGGCUAAAAGUUUUUGAUUUCUGGGAAAAUAAUUUAAACAGCAUUGCCAUUGUCUGUUUUGUAAGUAAGCAUUUCCUAAACUUUGUGAACUCUUGAGAUCCAGUUGUGAAUGUUGGUGGUUUUAUUUUGUUUUAAUUAACAGUAAUUUAUUUCUAAAAUAUGUAUUUACAGCUUAAUAGAAGUUAUGAAUAAAUAAAUGUAAAAAAAAUAAAAUAAAAGCCAUAUCACCAAAAUAUAAAAAAUUAAUAUUCUGCAGCUGUGGUAAAUGUACUGAUGGAAGGAAAUUUUCUGAGUAGUCAGUCAUAAAGUGCUAAGAUCCACACUGUAUUAUGCAUAAGAUCAAUGCGUAUGAAAAUUUUUGUUUAUAGUUACAGUUUGAAAUAUUUGAUGUAACACUUCAAAACAGUACUCUUAUUAUGAUUUUAAGAUUAUGUAAAAUAUUUCUAAAUUUCUUAAGAUCAUAUGUUCUGUAUAAAGUUGAUCUUUAAUUUUGGGUAUAUUAAUUCCCAGGUGAAAUGUGAAUACUAUUCUUGUUUAUAUUCACAGCAUAUAGUAGAUCUGUGUAUGGAAAUUCACAAAAUUAUGUAAAAAUGAAAGGUUGAGAAAAAAGUCACAAUACAAAUGACCAUAUGUUGUUAAUCAAAGUAUAUUCUCCUGAUACAUUCCAUUCCUUCACUAGUCCUUUUGUUGAAUAUGUCUGAUCCUGUUAGUAGAAUUCAAAGUCCUCUACCUACCUUGUUGCAGUAUGACUGGUUUUCAUAUGGUGGACUACCAAUACCAUCAGGCAGGGUGCUUGAACUUUGGGCUAGCAUGAUAGAUCCUUUAUACAGGGCACUACUUAAGGAAGGAUACUAAGAGAGUGCUCUCACUCUUUGAUAGAGUGGAGGUGUAUAGAGUAAUGGUACUAAGUGGUUUCACAUAUCUUUGCAUAUAGCAUUUGUUUGCAUGAAAUUCAUAUGAAUACUAUGUAUUUUACCACAAAAUCUGAUAGACUAUCCUAAGAUUCACAAACAUGUAUAUGGUAAGGUGGUUGUGUAUAUUUAUUUGCUGUCAAGUACAGUAUUAUGGUGUAAAUGUUUCUAAAUUAAAAUUCACUUCAAUG
This is a messenger RNA of Penaeus monodon (black tiger shrimp), 9999 nucleotides long. RefSeq names its product serine-rich adhesin for platelets-like. Lineage: Eukaryota; Metazoa; Arthropoda; Malacostraca; Decapoda; Penaeidae. Gene Ontology annotation, molecular function: protein kinase activity; ATP binding. The record is from RefSeq and is a predicted model, not a curated record. Gene Ontology annotation, biological process: protein phosphorylation.